Myxocyprinus asiaticus (Chinese sucker) is the source of this 4096-nucleotide messenger RNA. Its product is annotated as mitochondrial Rho GTPase 1-A. The record is from RefSeq and is a predicted model, not a curated record. Lineage: Eukaryota; Metazoa; Chordata; Actinopteri; Cypriniformes; Catostomidae. Bases 450 to 2573 code for a protein of 707 amino acids. Gene Ontology annotation, biological process: mitochondrion organization; regulation of mitochondrion organization; mitochondrion transport along microtubule. Gene Ontology annotation, molecular function: GTPase activity; GTP binding; calcium ion binding. Gene Ontology annotation, cellular component: mitochondrial outer membrane. The transcript has 21 exons.
AGUGCAAAGCUUUGCACACGGUGUCCUCCAGUCCUACAGAGGGCGGUAUAACGUCAUGACCAUUAGUGGUAAACAGAAAAAAAUCGGUGUGAGAUUCGCGUUUGACUAUCGUUGCAUUCCGUAGUUACCGGUUAUUGGAGGUCAGCCUCUUCUGGCAUAAGCUUGAAAUGUGAACCCAAAAUUGUCAUGAAUGGAAUCCGAAGAGACCCAGCAGUACCUUUAGCUAUACGGUGUCUCUUUGUCUCGAGGGCAUGAACCGUCUCUAUGUGUUAAACUCGUGUGAGCAGAGAUUAUAUGCACACUGAGACAGACUGAAGUUCAUCCGUCCGUUUUGCCCUACAGAGCGGCAGCAGUGCGCGGGCCUCCGCUAUUACACACAUCAGCGCGGUAAAUGAUCCAAGCCAAAGGAUUUAUUCGUUUUUUAUUUUGAUCAAAUACAAUUUGCAACCAUGAGAAAGGACGUAAGGAUAUUACUGGUCGGAGAACCCAAAGUGGGGAAGACCUCCCUGAUUAUGUCACUUGUCAGUGAGGAAUUCCCUGACGAGGUCCCUCUCCGAGCUGAAGAGAUCACCAUUCCUGCUGAUGUCACACCUGAGAGGGUGCCUACUCAUAUAGUGGACUAUUCAGAAGCAGAGCAGACAGACGAGCAGCUUUACCAAGAAAUUUCAAAGGCCAAUGUUAUAUGCAUAGUCUAUGCAGUAAACAACAAGAAGUCAAUUGAAAAGGUGACUAGUCAUUGGAUUCCCCUCAUCAACGAACGGACGGAUAAGGACAGCAGAGUACCAUUGAUUCUGGUGGGGAAUAAAUCUGAUCUGGUGGAGCACAGCAGCAUGGAGACCAUCCUGCCCAUCAUGAAUCAGUACUCGGAGAUCGAGACCUGUGUGGAGUGUUCAGCCAAAAACCUGAAGAAUAUCUCCGAGUUGUUCUACUACGCUCAAAAAGCUGUUCUGCACCCCACAGGACCAUUAUAUUCCCCUGAAGAGAAAGAGAUGAAGCCAUCUUGCAUAAAAGCACUAACUCGCAUUUUCAAAAUAUCUGACCUGGACAAUGAUGGCAUUUUGAAUGACAAUGAGCUUAAUUUUUUCCAGAGAACUUGUUUUAACAUACCCUUGGCAUCUCAAGCCCUGGAGGAUGUGAAGAAUGUUGUGCGGAAAAAUAUGUCAGAUGGGGUGAAGGACAAUGGCCUCACACUGAAGGGCUUCUUGUUCCUUCAUACACUAUUUAUUCAGAGAGGAAGGCAUGAGACCACAUGGACUGUGCUCAGGAGGUUUGGUUACGAUGAUGACCUGGAGCUGACCCAAGAAUACCUGUUUCCAUUGUUCAAAAUACCUCCAGAUUGCACUACAGAGCUGAACCACAAUGCCUACCUCUUCCUCCAGAGUGUCUUUGACAAGCAUGACAAGGAUCGGGACUGUGCCCUGUCUCCAGAUGAGCUGAAAGAUUUAUUCAAGGUCUUUCCCUACAUGCCCUGGGGUCCUGAUGUCAACAACACGGUCUGCACCAAUGAACAGGGCUGGAUCACUUACCAAGGCUACCUUUCCCAGUGGACACUAACAACAUACCUAGAUGUACAACGCUGCUUAGAGUACCUGGGUUACCUUGGUUACUCCAUUAUUCAAGAACAGGAAUCACAAGCAGCAGCUAUUACAGUCACCAGGAAUAAGCGCAUUGACCUGCAGAAAAAACAAACCCAGCGAAGUGUUUUCCGCUGCAAUGUCCUGGGAGCUCGAGGCAGCGGUAAAAGCGGUUUUCUGCAGGCUUUCCUGGGCAGGAAUCUGGCGUGUCAGAAAAGGAUAAGAGAAGACCACAAAUCUUACUAUGCCAUUAGCACCACUUAUGUUUAUGGACAGGAGAAAUACUUGCUUUUGCAUGAGUUGCUUCCAGACUUUGAGUUCCUUUCAGAAGCUGAUCUGGCCUGUGAUAUCGUUUGCCUGGUCUAUGACAUCAGCAACCCUCGCUCCUUUGAGUACUGCGCUAAAGUCUACAAGAAAUACUUUAUUGACAGCAAGACCCCAUGUGUAAUUAUUGCUGCCAAGUCAGACCUGCAUGAAGCCCGUCAGUACUACAGUCCGUCACCAUUGGAUUUCUGCCGGAAACAUAAACUUCACCCGCCACAGCUGUUCACCUGCAACACAGCUGAAGCACCCAGCAAAGACAUCUACACUAAACUUACCACCAUGGCCAUGUAUCCCCACGCCAAGUUACGCUGCAUGUGCACCUGCAACAGGUGUACCUUUUGCAUCUGUCACAACCUCCUGAACUCUGAGCUGGUGCGCUCUGUAAAGGCCAAACUCUACAGUGCCGUUCUGAACAGGUUGAGGCCCUUUAUACAAGAUGUGGGCACGUUUGUGUUGGCUAAUGAGGGCCUCAGCCAUCAGGUUCAUCCAGUCAGCUUUGUUGAGGACUCGGUCUACAUGGAGUCAUCUGUCGACCCGUUUGUGCCCAUUUGUAACAGACACAUGACCCAAGCUGACCUGAAAAACUCAACAUUUUGGUUGCGGGCCAGCGUCGGUGCCACCGUGUUUGCAGUUCUUGGCUUCGCCAUGUAUAAAGCUCUCCUCAAGCAGCGUUGAUCAGAGCAACUAGCAUGUCACAUCAACUCAGUCCUCCCCUGAUAAACUAGAAAACCCAUUGUCCCUCAUUCCAUCCUUAUUUCCUUUUCGAGAGAAGGUUAUAUGGAAAGUAAUAGAUAGCUACAGUUUGUAUAGUUGGAGAUUGUUCACCCCCCCAAAAAAUGAAAAUUCUGUCAUUUACUCAACCUGUUGUUCCAAUCCUUUAUGACUUUCUUUCCUCCAUGUAACACAAAAGAUGUUAAGCAGCAUUUUAGAAUUGGUCACCAUUCACUUUCAUUGAAUGAAAAAAAAAAGAUGCAAUGAAAAUUAAUAGUGACCGAGGAUAACAUUUUAUUGAACAUCUCCUUUUGUGUUCCAUGGAAGAAAGUCAUAAAGGAUUGGAACAACACGAGGGUGAUGUAAUGAUGACAGAAUUUUCAUUUUUGGGUGAACUAUCCCUUUAAAACUGCCUUUCCUAAACCAUGUGUCUUUUUCCAUAUGUGUUUUAUGAACAUAUGAUCACUUAGCAGCAGUGUGGUGGAAAAGGACAUUUACAGUAUGGCAGGACUUGCAAUUACACCCUCUGCUGGUUGGACAUGGACUUGUUUUUAAUUUAUGCACACUGAUAUUUUCCUCUGGUCAGUAUUAAUUGGUGUGACCUAUAUUGGAAAGACACAGCAGAGGGACAGGUUUUACUGAUAGGUGACAGAACACUAUGUUUAUAUAUGUAUAUAUCUUACUGGACAUUCUAAGAUUGCCUGUAGUUCGUGAACAAAAUCAUAUUCGAACUGCUCGCAUAGAUACUCACGUGCUCAAGGGAGGAGCACUUAAACAAAGCCAUUUCUCACAUGUAAAGGUCAUUUUGCUCUUAUUAUAUUGCAACUGUAUUAAUUUAUUUGCCUUAUGUAUUUUUUUGCAAUGGCUUGAAGCAGGAACAAGGGAUACUUUUUAUGAUUAUUUUUUUUUAUUAUUAUUUUGAUAAGAUUUCUGAAUUGAAUCCUUCCCAUUUUUACGGUAAAGGGUUUGUUCACCCAAAAUGAAUUGUCAUCAUAUACUCUAUUUGUAUGUCUUUCCAAACCCAUAUGACUUUCUGCUGUGAAACACAUUACAAAUUUUGAAGAAUGUUGACAUUGCUCUAUUUUUUCCAUACAAUGAAAGUGAAUGCUGACUGAGGUUGUUAGUCCCUACAAUUCUGCCUAAAUAUCUCUUAUUUUGUUCCAAGGAAGAAAGCCAGUCAUACGGGUUUGGAACAACAUGAGGGUGAGUAAAUGAUGACAGAAUAUUCAUUUUUGGGUGAACUACUCAAUUAAGUAAUAGUGAGAUGGAACCAGACCAAUAGGACCUUCAUACUACAUUGCAAAGACUGUAUCAAUGAUUUUUUUCCUACUAACAAUCAUGUAUAGACAGAGUUACUGAAACACUGUUGUGUGUUCUAAAGUUUCAGAUCUUAUGCAUAUGUAACUUUCUGUGCAAUUUUCCCUGUUCAAAACCAUGAAAUUGCGGCAUUUCUGAGUUUUCAAACAUUUACAAUAAAUAAUUGUGUG